AUGGAUAAUUUUCCAAAUGCGUCGUCUUAUUUCCAAGCAUUGAAACUGAUAGCCGAACAACUCGGCAAUGUUGGGGCUCCGAUCAGCGAGGAUCGCCUGGUCCUCCGCCUUGUGACAAGCCUCUCAAGUGGGUACGAUAGUCUCGCCACCAUCAUUCAACAAUUUGAUCCGCUGCCAUCUUUUUACAAAGCGAGAUCUAUGCUCAGACUUGAGGAAACCCGUCGCAAUAAGAACACUGGUGUCGAGUCUGCCCUCCUCCACACACAAUAUGAUGUUUCUUAUGUCACUCCAAAUCGGUCUUCUGAUGCUGCACCUUCUCGCUACAACAACCGCAACACCGGAGGUCGUGGAAAGCAAUAUCGUGGCAAGGGAAAUAAUAAUCACAAAGGUAACUCUUACAAGGAUUCCUCUGACAAUAACAAAAAUAACUCUGGCACAAAUAACAAACAGGGAAAUCAAUCUGCUUCUUGGACAUGGGUUCCUUUUACGCCUCCCUCUUGGCCACAACAACCAUCUUGGAACCCACGUCCAAUACCAUACCCUAUCAUGGGCUGGGUUACUUCUGCUACUGGUCGUGGUGCUGGUGUUUUGUGA
This is a messenger RNA of Vicia villosa (hairy vetch), 594 nucleotides long. RefSeq lists its product as uncharacterized. NCBI's taxonomy places the organism in Eukaryota, Viridiplantae, Streptophyta, Magnoliopsida, Fabales, Fabaceae. Bases 1 to 594 code for a protein of 197 amino acids. The record is from RefSeq and is a predicted model, not a curated record. The transcript has a single exon.